AUGAAGACUACUGCCGUGUUCGCCGCCACCCUCGCCUGCGCCAGCAGCGCUCUCGCCCAGAAUGAGCAAUACUACAACCUGGUCGCCUCCGCACCCGGCGAGCCUUUUGACGGCCAGGACCUGAAGCCCCUCGAGGGCCACUGGCACAUCGGCACCCAGGCCAACUCCUCGUGCGGCGACGCCGCCCCAGCUGUCGCCCUCAUCGACGAGGCGAUCGCAGUCUACAACGACGGCACAUCUCACCAGCAAUACGCAUACGUCGACAUCUCCGGCGCCGCCGACGGCCUCCUGGGCCUGACCCCCGCGGGUACCGCGGGGGUCCCGGGCGAGGCCCCCAAGGGCCCCUUCGCCCUGAUCGGCUCCGAGCAGGACCAGAUCUACCUGUACUACAACGGCGCCGACGCCGCCGACAGCCAGUGGCUGGCCUGCCCGGGCGAGACCGACGGCGAAUUCUGGGUCUACCCCGAGCAGGCCUACUCCAAGCCGGUGGGCAAGGACCAGUGCACCGAGUUCCGGGUCAACGCCCAGCAGGUCGAGCAGCCUACCGAGCCCUGCGUCUUCAACUAG
Molecule: messenger RNA, 567 nt
Organism: Diaporthe citri
Lineage: Eukaryota; Fungi; Ascomycota; Sordariomycetes; Diaporthales; Diaporthaceae
Exons: 2
Coding region: 1-567 (188 amino acids)
Source: RefSeq, a predicted model, not a curated record